Molecule: messenger RNA, 1599 nt
Organism: Nematostella vectensis (starlet sea anemone)
Lineage: Eukaryota; Metazoa; Cnidaria; Anthozoa; Actiniaria; Edwardsiidae
Product: metaxin-1
Exons: 10
Coding region: 99-1076 (325 amino acids)
Biological process (GO): mitochondrion organization
Cellular component (GO): SAM complex
Source: RefSeq, a predicted model, not a curated record
GCUAUCGAGUAAGUUCUGUUGGCUUCCUGAAGGCAAUCCCUAGUCAAGGAAGAGGUCUACGUGGGUAGCCUGUGCUGCUUUUCCUGGUCAUCAAAAAGAUGGCGGACGUGUUGGAGUUGUUUAGCUGGCCGGGAGAUUUCGGGUUGCCAUCUGUUGAUAUCCCGUGUCUUGCUGUGUUGUCUUACGCUAAAUUUGCUGGAUGUCCCUUAAAAGUUAACCGCUCCAACAAAUUCUGGAAAUCUCCAACAUGGGAAUUCCCAGUUAUGAAAUCUGGAGAAGAAAUGUUGACUUCACCUUACAAAAUAAUGGACCACUUAAGACAAAAGAACUUCAAUGCUGACUACCAACUGACUGCAAAGCAAGGGGCUGACACCUUGGCAUUUAUUGCUCUUAUUGAAGACAAACUGCUGCCUGCUAUGCACUACACUUUAUGGGUGGACAGCAAAAAUUAUGUUGAGUUUACAAGACCCAUGUAUGCAAGAAAGCUACCUCUCCCACUCAACUUCUUUGUGCCUGGGCGGAUAGCCAACCAGAAGAAGUUGAGAAUUGGACACAAACUAGAUCCUGAAGAGGAAGAAGCAAAUGGGGAACUGGAAAACAUGCUUUUCAAAGAAGCCAUUGAAUGUUUGACCCAUUUAUCAGUCUUACUUGGCGACAAAGAUUUUUUCUUUGGAGAAAGCCCCACUACACUUGAUGCAGUGGUGUUUGCUCACCUUGCACUGAUCUGGCGAGCACCUUCUUUACCAAACAACAAGCUUGCUAACUACCUCAAGGGCUAUGAUAAUUUGUACAACUUUUGUGGCCGAAUCCUUCAAAGAUACUUCCCUCCAGAUCCUGAAGACCCCCAGCAGUACAAACCCUCCCCCACCCAUCCCUCCCUGGAUGAGGAUCCUUACCAGAAGCGCAAGAUGUGGCUAUCAGUGGGCAUAGCAGUAGUCGCCAUGGUAACAUAUGCUGUACUUAGUGGCCUGGUCCAAAUUGAGUAUAAAAAAGACGAGAAGCAGGAGACUGGGGAUGAUGAGCUACUGCCAGAUGUCAUGUCAUUCCAGUACCAGGAUGAGAGAGAUGAUGAAUAAGUCAGCAGCUAGGUUAUUGGUUAGGUGUCAUUAAAUGUAUUCUAGCAGCAAGGUUAUAAGUUAAUUCACAUUUGGCUAGUACCAGGAUAAAAGAGACAAUGGAUAAGUCAGCAGCUAGGUUAUUGGUAAGGUCUAAAUGAAUGUAUUCCAGCAGCAACAUUUGCUUGCUCCAGUUUAAAAGGAGCAAUGAAUAUUUCUCAAUUGUAAGAUUAAAAGUCUUCUCAGAUCUUUCAAUUUAAGCUUACUUAAGAAUUCAGACAUAAUGUGAAAAAAAUACCUUUUGUGGAACUUUUGUGGAACAGUACCCCAAGCAAGAUAAAAACCCUGAAACCAGUAAUGCCUCUUAUUUUAUGGCCUUGAAAUACUUUGUACUAACAACCAUCAACCAUCACUUGCUAAUUGAGAGUGUAAUGGUGGUUCAAUGUGAAUUUCUGCAACCCAGAUCUAAAGCACAGUACCACUGUUUCCCCUGAUGCAAAUUUAUUAUCUGUAUUACUGUUUAAAAUAAAAUGUUGUGUAACUA